GAAGCAACUAGAAUUUGCAUGCGUAUUUUAAUCUGCCGCCGGGUUCCAUUUUCCAGGAGAUUCGACAAUAAAAUUCUCUGCCCGUAACGUCAAAAUCAAAUAAAAAAUGUUGAUCAAAGUAAAGACGCUGACGGGGAAGGAGAUUGAAAUCGACAUAGAGCCAACAGAUAAGGUUGAAAGGAUAAAGGAAAGAGUAGAGGAGAAAGAAGGAAUACCACCACCCCAACAGAGACUUAUCUUCAGUGGCAAACAAAUGAAUGACGACAAGACGGCCCAAGAGUACAAAGUUCAAGGAGGAUCUGUGCUUCAUCUAGUCCUCGCCCUGAGAGGGGGCUCGCUGUGACCCACUAGGAGCAACAACUUAAAGAAAAGAUCAGUAAAACAGAAUUUCAGUAGAAAAUAUCAUAACUCAUGCAUCUGUGGCUAGAGGGCCAGGCAGUUACGUUCAAAUGUUACAAGCUUUACUUGAACUUUUUGACUUGAACCUAACUCCUCAAGAUUUGUAGAAUCCAUUGGUCCGGAAUCCACUAGCGAGGAACUAUCUAAGACUCAAAUGUAUCUGCUAUCUUUUGUACAUGAGAAGCUCGGCAUGGUGGUUUGGCAAUGUAGUACCACUUUGGUUGGAUUUUCAUGGAUUUGGGGUUCAAAAUUAAGGGCAAAUUCUUUUUGCUGUAAUCUCACAAUGUUAUUACUGUUGAAGUAUGCUAAGUAAGGCGUAUUAUACAGAUUGAUGUGGAGUUUACAAUUUUGUGAAAUGCUUAAAUGAGGUGGGAUUUUUUUUCUUUUUCUUGGGGGGGGUGCGUUUGGGGGUUAGGAGGCCUAAAGAAAGGGAAAACUACCGGUAAUAAAAAAAAAAAUCUCUAAUGUUAAAUGUUCAAAUGUACAUGUAUUGCUUUGGCAUCUGUGUUCUUCGUGGAUUUAACUAUGUCAAAUGCUCAGAGGGAAGGGAUUUGUUUUGGUUUCAAACUGACUCGGAAAAUGGGUCAACUUGAAAAAAAAAAUGUAGCAUUACAUUUGCAAUGUACAUGCAUUGCUGUUUUUGUUUGGAGAGUCACAUGUGCAGAAUUUUACCGUUCUGUGUUUUGCUUGGUACUUGAAUUGGCCAAAACAUUUUUUGGGGGGUCUUUGUUUAUAAAAACAAGAAUUAAAAUAAAGUGCUAACCCAACUGGUAUGUAUCUAUGACUAGUUUUUGAAAGGGGUUGUGGGGGGGGGGGGGGGGGUUAAUGGUGUUUUUUUUAAAAACUGUAUCACAAAUUGUGUUUCACAAUCGAUGGCAUGCUUAAAGUAAUUUAUUGUUAUCUGAGAGCAAAAAUUGAAAAACAAAACAAAAAGUGUUAUAUUGAAAACAAGGUUGUGAACUUUUCUGUGUAGCUUCAGUGAACCUUGCUGGACCCACACAAAUGACUAGGAACUAAUCCUUGACGAGACUGUUGAAUGAGGUGCAUGCUGGUCUAGCUUGACCAGCAUCGGGCCUGGAGUGUGCGUACCCAGUAUUUGCGAUAAGCUCAUGGCAUGCCCAAAAGUUUUCUUUUCUGUGUAUGGUUCACAUACAUUUCUACUGUUGAUUUAAUAUGUAAAACUAAUCGACAUUGUAAAAACUUAACAUACUCUUUUUUGUUUACAGAGAUUUACCAUGUAAACUGGACAGUCCUUUGUGUUAAAUUAUGUUUAGUAGUACUGUAAGUACCACUAGGUACGAAACCUAUUGUCUCAUUAUCAUGCAAUUUUUGUUGAGGUUUUUGGCAACUUUUGUUAAUUAAAUUAUUUAACAAAAUA
Messenger RNA from Asterias rubens (European starfish), 1777 nucleotides. RefSeq names its product NEDD8. NCBI's taxonomy places the organism in Eukaryota, Metazoa, Echinodermata, Asteroidea, Forcipulatida, Asteriidae. Gene Ontology annotation, cellular component: cytoplasm; nucleus. The coding region runs from base 107 to 343 and encodes 78 amino acids. Gene Ontology annotation, biological process: modification-dependent protein catabolic process; regulation of proteolysis; protein neddylation. Gene Ontology annotation, molecular function: protein tag activity; ubiquitin protein ligase binding. The transcript is spliced from 5 exons. The record is from RefSeq and is a predicted model, not a curated record.